Gongylonema pulchrum is the source of this 267-nucleotide messenger RNA. Lineage: Eukaryota; Metazoa; Nematoda; Chromadorea; Rhabditida; Gongylonematidae. The record is from the annotation of a GenBank genome assembly.
UGUUUCGGUGGCAGUACUGUGUUCCAGAUGCUGAAAAUUCUGGCACUUGCAGUGGCUGCAAAUUUCGUCAAUGCGGGACCAGUUUUUUCACCAACAACUGGCAAAUUUUCCAUUAUACCAAAUGAUACUGAUAAUACGAACAGCGCCGAAAAUAAUUCAGCGGCUACGGAGGAACCGAUUCUGUACCAGUGCCUGACGCACGAGCACAUUGCACCAUUGAUCUUGACCUUCUUGGAUGAAAAUGAUCUACAAACUGUUACACGGUAA